CAGAUUCAGAAGCCCUCUUUUCAGGCUUCACUCCAAUCGGAGCAGUUCACUUCUCCAUAGCCUUGAAAUAUUCCACAGUAUUACAGCUGUUAGACGGGACAAGCAUGAUUCUUCUUACUGUGCUUUUCCCGUGCAUCAUUUCCACCUAUUCAGCAUCUGUGAAAGGCCAUAAUACUGGUCCACGAAUAAACAAUGACAAGUUAUAUAAGUUCGCCUACUCCACAGAUGUGCUUCUGGACAGGGUGAAAGGCUCGUCCCUGGAGAGUGCGGGCUACCGGAUUUCAUGUGGCGUGGAUGUCAACUUAGUAUGGAGAAAUCCCAAUAAUGAUGACGAUCAGCUGAUCAAAAUUGCGAUUACAGAUGCAAAAGUUGAAAAUGUGCAUGAGCGUCCAAAAAAGAAAAACAUUUUUGAAGGCAAAAAUGCAGCUGCAGUCAUUGGAAAAGAGCACCUGGCAGCUUUAAAAAGGCCUGUAGUUCUGCAGUGGACUCGUGGAAAGGUUAAAAACUUCUACUCCUAUGAAAAUGAACCUGCUGUUAUUCAGAAUCUCAAGAGAGGCCUGGCUAGUUUGUUUCAGAUACAGAUGAACUCUGGGACUGUCAAUGAGGUGGAUAUUUCCGGCAGAUGUGAUGUUACUUACCGGGCUCAUGAAAAUGAAAUCACUAAAAUUAAAGCCUUGAAAUCUUGUAAAUUAGAACGGACAGGAUUUACCAGCCACAGUCAGCUCUUUGACAUCAGCCAAAAAUCAGUUUCUGCCACAACCUAUGUGCUGGAGGACACUUUUAUUAAAUCAGUGCGGGCAGAAGAAAAUCACAUUUUGAACGUGAAUAUUCAGCGAGCAAUUGAUGCGAAAGUGGUUUCGAAGCAGAAACUGGAACUGAAGUCAACUGAAGCUGGCCCAAGAAUGAUGGCUGGGAAGCAAGUUGCUAAGAUUAUCAAGGCUCUGGAUUCAAAUUACGUUGCAAUUUCACUUGCAGCAGAGCCUGUCUCGGAUGAAUGCAAAAGUUGCCCCACACUCACUCAGCAGUGGAAGACUAUCCGGUCACAGAUGGAACCCGAAAACCUUUCCAAAGCCGAUGCUGUGAAAGGAUUUUUGUCUUUCAUUCAGAACUUGAGGAAAGCUACGACAGAAGAGAUUCUUCAGAUUCUGAGAAGUGAAAGCAACGUGGAAGUCCUUCCCCAGUUAGUUGAUGCUGUAGCCUCUGCACAGACCUCAGCCUCUCUGAAAGCUAUGCUGGAUUUCCUGGAUUUCAAGAACAAGAGUGGAUCUGUCCUUCAGGAGAGGUUCCUCUAUGCCUGUGGAUUUGCUUCUCAUCCCAACGAGUUACUACUCAGAUCUCUAAUUAAUACAUAUAACAGCCAGAUCGGGAGCAGCGAAAUCCGAGAAACAGUUGUCAUCGUUAUUGGGGCCCUCAUCAAAAAGCUUUGUGACAAGGGAGGCUGCAAACUGCCUGCUGUUAUGGAAGCCAAGAAGCUGAUCUCUGGAGGUUUGAACAGGGCAAAGACGGCUGAUGACGUGAAGGUCUACCUUCUGGCAUUGAAGAAUGCCGUUUUGCCUGAAGCUAUUCCAGACCUUCUGAAAUACGCCGAGUCGGGAGAGGGCCCCAUCAGCAAUGUUGCUGUUUCUGCCCUGCAGAGAUAUGAGCAUUCUUUCAUUACCAGUGAGGUGAAGAAAACCAUGAACAGGAUUUAUCACCAGAACCGUAAAGUUCACGAGAAGACGGUACGCACCACAGCAGCUUCCAUCAUCUUCAGCAACAAUCCUUCCUUCAUGGAAGUAAAAAACCUCCUGCUCUCUAUUGGAGAGCUGCCUCUGGAAAUGAAUAAGUACAUGCUUUCGCUAAUCCAGGACAUUCUACGUUUUGAAAUGCCUUCCAGCAAAAUGAUCCGCAAAGCUCUGAAGGAUAUCUCCAUCCAUAACUACGACCGAUUCGCGAAAACAGGUUCUUCCUCAGCUUUCUCGGGUUACCUAACACGUACUCCGGAUGUGUCAUCCACCUAUAGCCUUGACAUACUCUACUCUGGCUCUGGAAUCUUAAGAAGAAGUAACCUGAAUAUCUUUCUUUUCAAUAAAUACGCUCAACUUCAUGCCAGCCAGGUGGUGAUUGAGGCUCAGGGCCUAGAAUCCAUCAUAGCUGCAUCUGCUGAUGAAGGGGAAGAAAAUCUAGAGUCCUUCGCUGGUGUGUCGCCGAUCAUGUUCGAUGUUCAGCUUAGACCCGUUACCUUUUUCCAAGGGUAUGGCGAUCUCAUGUCUAAAAUGUUCUCAGCCACUGGAGACCCCAUAAGUGUGGUGAAAGGACUCAUCCUUCUGAUGGAUUACUCACAGGUAAUCCAGCUACAGUCUGGGCUGGUUUGCAGCACGGAAUUCCAGGGAGGCCUGGCCAUUGAUGUUUCUGGAGGAAUGGAAUUCAGCCUUUGGUACAGAGAAUCCAAAACCAAUGUUAAAAACCGGGGAGCUGUGGCGAUAGUUGGCAACAUUGUUGUGGAUGCGCUCUUUGUCAAGGCUGGCAUGGAAAGCAGUUUUGAAGCCGAAACAACUCUGGACUUUGUCUCCACAGUGCAGUUUUCACAAUAUCCGUUUUUAGUUUGCUUGCAGAUGGACAAAAUUGAAAGUCCUUCCAGGAGAUACUUAGUUAAAUAUGAAAGUCUACCAUCAGGAGAAUCUUAUACUUCCCGGAAAGGAAAAGUGAGGCUGCUGGCUGGUUCUGAAUAUCCCCUUCACCAAGAGAACUCCAACAUGUGCAAGAAAGUUUUCAGUGAUCAGUCUGACUCCUCGGAAAGCUGGUUUUGAAACAGGCGCCUGAUCUUUCAUUUGACCCCAACUGUGGCUGAUGUUGGCUUUCACACGUACUGUUGUGCUGGCUUAGGGCCUGAAUCUGUGAUACUCGAGCCCAUGAAAGCUUUACUGUCAACUUCAAGAGGCUCAGAAUCUUGAGUGCGUCUUCACUGUGUUUACAUAUUUACAUAUAUUUAAAGAAACCCUUUUUUUAUGCAACAAGUUAAGGAAAUCAUACCAAUCGAUGCAAUUCUAGGCACUCAUUGAGGGUCCGGUUAGAUGUGUUGCGUGGCCGCCUUGUGCGGAUCUUCCUGGCUCCCUUUGUUUGGUUUUAAAAACACCUGGGAGCAGGCACUUUGGAUUGGGGCCACAGUGAAGGAGCAGAGAGGGCUUAACCCAUUUCCCGCACCUCAUUUCUGCAACUUAAAAUCACUGCUCCUCAGUCACGAAGCUACUUUUACCCCAUGGGAAGGGAUUGGAAGGCGGGCACUUGUCCUUGUCGUUUCCUUGCUUCAUAACAGCAUUAGAGAUGUAACAGCAGCAAUUUAAGUAAAGGACAUGAUUCAGGGGGAAAGGGGGGAUUUUCCUUUCUUAAAUAUCACAACCCUAUUCCCAGUCUUCCCCACCACCCACCUCCAGCUACUUUUAACCAAAGAAAAAGACCACAGGAGUUCCAAUUAUCUGAUUUGGCCCUGGGGGCCAGUACCACUCUGACACUGACAAUAAAAACACACACUGGGAGGUCCAUGGUUCUCCCAGGCUUUUUAAAAAAUCAGCACAGUAAAAAUAAUGAUUAUUUAUUAUUGUGUUUCAGUUGUAAACCUGCCUUUAGUGGAAUCCAUUUUUAAAGUGCAGUGGUAUUCCCAUAGCUGUCAAGUUCUCCCUUUUUUUAAGGGAAAUUCCCUUAUGCUGAAUAGGCUUCCUUGUGAGGAAAGGGAAAACUUGACAGCUAUGGGUAUUCCAUGCUAAGGUAGCACAAAUAAUCAUUAAUGCAACCCAAACUGAAACCUUGCACCAGUUCCUGGACAAUUCCUGCUCAUUUUAAUGGGACACGAGCAGAAGAUUUAGCUGGCUGCUGUUGCGUGGUUUAACUGGAAAACAAAAGAUAUCGGAGUUAGGAUAAUGGAUGGAAAUAUGCUAAUGCGUGCUGUACAAAAGAGAUAGAAUUGUAUGUGUUCAUAAAUAUUUUCCAUGUAUUAUACUAACCCCAGGCUUUUUUUAAUAUACGGUUUGCAAGUUGAAGAACAAUGCUGUGUGCAUGUGUACUUACUUGAAAGUAAAUCCUACUGUGUUCAUUAGGACUUACUCCCUAGUAGGAUGGAGGAAGACAUUUGAUUCAGGUCACAGAUUUGCACUUCCUGAAACAAUAAGUGAACCAAAACACAGCCAUCCUUUGAAAUUCACACUUCUCCGAAUGUUGCAAUGUGUUUCUCCAACCAGAUAAUGUGUACAAAAUGCAUAUAAAGCUCAUAUUAGUGUCAUAGAAAAAUUGCAGUAUAUUGGAGAAAAUUGUUUGUGACAAAACUGUUUUUGUAGGCAAAACUGGAUAUAAAACGUGCAAGGAGAAAUGCACACUAAACUACUGACCAAUUUGAUGCGGAAAUAUAGGGAACUGGAUUUAAGACUGGGGGGAAAUGAGAUUCUGAGAAAAUCCUGAAAUUGACAGAUUUGCCCAUCAAUAUGUAGGAUUCACCCUUAGGCUCGUACUCAUUUUCGUUUUGUGGUUUGUUUAAUCAGCACUGUGUUUGAAAGUAUUUGGGUUGUUAACCUAUGUUGUAAAUGCUUGCUUAUCUUUUUUUUAAAAAAAAUGUGUGCAGUUAGAGACAGUUCUGAUUUGGGAGAAGGUAAAAUCCCAAGUCGUAAAUUUGCUCUUCUGAAAGCCAAUAGGUGGCUUCAGUGGAAAUAAACAUGGUCCACACUGGUGCUUUUAAAUGAUCUCAUCCUGAAAUGUGGUGGAAGUAGGAACGUGUUCACACAGACAUCACUCAAUUGGGCCAGGAGAGGACAGGACAAAACCAGGACUCGAAAGAGCCUCCUCUCUGUCUCACCUUCUAAUUACCAUUUUUACAAAGGCUCCACCUUUGACAUAGCAUGAUUUUUGGGCAGUCAUGGGCCCCAUUAAUGGUAGACUUGCAUUCUGGGCAAUGAGCAAUAUGGCAUGUAAAUAGAUUUAAACAACUCAGUAUUUGCAGCUGAGACGUUGCUGGGGUUUACCUCCUCCUUCUGUAGUUAAAGUAUCUACCAUGCAUAGAAUCGCUCACAAAGCUACCACACUGGAUUUAUUUUUGUGAUGGGUAGAAACCAUUAGGGAGAGACUGGAUUUAUUGGGUGCAUCUGCAGAGGAUUACAAGGAUGACUAAACACCAUUGACAAAUCUAUUUCCUCUAAUCCUGAACCAUAUGCACACACAUAGGCACAGAUUGAGUGUAGUUUCCCUGCCACGCUCUUGACAUCUUCUCAAAAAUGUUUUACCACCCUAGAUGCAGAUAAGUGAUCAUUUUUUAUGAUUAUGGUGCUAUUUUAGGCUGCAUCAAUAGAAGUAUAGUAUCCCGAUCAAAGGACGUAAUAGUACCACCCCGUUCUGCCUUGGUCAGACCACACCUAGUAUUGGGUCCAGUUCUGGAGACCACAAUUUCAGAAGAAUAUUGACAAGCUGGGGGGCAACCAAGAUGAUCAAGGGCCUGGAAACCAAGCCUUAUGAGGAACUGUUGAGGGAGCUGGGUAUGUUUAGCCUGGAAAAGAGGAGACUGAGAGGAGCUAUGAUAGCCAUCUUCAAGUAUCUAAUGGACUGUCACGUGGAGGAUGAAGCAACCUUCUUUCCCCCUGCUCCAGAAGGUAGGGACUAAACCCAGGGAUUCAAGUUAGAAGAAACUCACCAUCAGAAGGUUCUUCCUGAUGUUAAGAGCUGUUUGGAAUGGUAUCCCUCGGGAGGUGGUAGGCUCUCCUCCAAGUUCUUAAGCAGAGGUUGGAUGGCCAUCUUUCAGGGAUGCUUUAGUUGAGAUUCCUGCCUUGCAGGGGUUUGAACUACAUGACCCUUGGUGUUGCAUCCAACUCUAUGAUUCUGUGGUUGUUUUGCCAGGGCCCGAAUGGUUGGCAAUGGGGCUGCUGCCAAGCUAUUCCUUACAACACCAUUCCUAGGUGUGAAGGUCAAAGUACUCCUGUUCAGUUGUAGUGAUGGGGAUGAGAAGUGGUUUAAUUUUGUUUGGAGGGCUGGGGUUGGUACUACUGAAGCAGUUUUAUUGUGCUGAUAAUUUUGUUUAUUGGUUGUCCAGCUGUGCAAAACUCUCCUGGCAAUUGCAGACCGACCAAGGUAACUGGUCAGCUGUUCCCACACAGACUAUUCCAUUUUACUCUUCAGGGUUAGUCUAACAUUGCCAUAAUUAUCAGUAAAGUGUCAGAUUUUGGGGAAAAGAUAUUUAAACACACCACAUAGGUUUGUACUGUAUAAUCUAGAAGAAGCGAAUUGCUUUUCCUCAUAAAUUGGUAAAAAAAUGUUUAACACAGCAGCUGAAGCUAACAGAAGCAAUCCCAUACCUUUGAUGCAACCGAUUUUCUUCAUGGCAGUAGGAUUUGUAGCUAAUGUCAUAACUUGGGGGGAAACAAGGUGCUCUCCUGUAAAGGCAUUGCAGGAUCACAACCAUUUUGUUAGGAAAAAUGAAAGAAAUUUGUUCCUGGCUAUUCCUCGAACACUCCACAUGCCUAAUUCUUCAGAAGUGAGUGGCUGGAGUUGUGCCCCCUCCCUCAUUGAUAACUGUGUUAGAAAUAAUAAAUACAUAUUCCAACAACAACAAAAUCCAAAUCCCUAAUUUGGUAAUCCUGAUUUAUUUAUAUUUUCUUGCCAGAUAAAAUAUUUACUACAUAUGUUGGUCACAAGAUCCUGAGAGAAAUGAAAGAGCCACUAUUGGACUUUGCCAAGGGUUCAGUUCCCCACUCAGCCACAAAGCUUACUGGGUGACCUUGGGCCAAUCACCAACCUACCUCACAGGGCUGUUGUGAGGAUGAAAAAGGGGUGCAUAUGCUGCCUUGAGCUUCUUGGAGGAAGGAUAAAUAAAAAUGUUUUAAAAAUUUCAUCAGUAACAUGACUGUGAUAUCAAGAAGAGACUGUCCAACCAAUCCAGAGCUUUUAUGUGAAUGGGCUUGCAUAUUUACUUCAAUUUCAAUGCACUUCCUUCUGUGUGUGUUCUUGUGUUGAAAGAAUGCAGAGCUCACAACAGAGCUCCAUGUGUGCCCUGCAACUCCUUUGGCUGCAAGGAGAAGUUGCAUUUCCCAGGACUCGUAAGCUCCCAUAGUCUAGAUGCCCAGGAGGGAUAGAGGGAAAAACCUCUCUGCUCUACCAUAGCGAGAUAAGAUGAGGUGGAAAGAGUAGUCCUGCAGUCACAACAACUGUAGAUGGAGUCAGAUAUAGAAAUUUGGGAUCGGGAGAAAUUGAGAGGGAUAGGACACAUGGGGAUGCAUCUGGCUCAGAAAUUAUUUGAGCUAUUUUCUGAUCUGGCUUGGUUGGCGUAGCACAGCCCAAGUCUGAAUUGAGCCUAGGAAGGUUCAUCCCUCACUAAUUAUUAGGCUAUUUGUGUGUGCUGAGGUCUGUGUUGCUGCCAAUAGAACUUGGGCUGUAGGAGGACAAAGGUAAUUUUGUAGGGUAGGAUAUUGACCAUGUGCAUAUCCUAUUCCCUUCCCUGUGGGUUGUGCACUCUCACACACAAACACUUUUUGGAAUUGUACUAUGACGCUUAUCUGGCAAUGGCACAGACCAUGGUAGGGCAGAAAGUCGUGGGAAUUAGAAGAAAUUAGCCCUUUGCAAUCAAACAGCUGGUCUGCUCAAUCAUCCUCCAACCAUCACAAACUCUUGAAAGUGCUCUGUUAAAUCAAAACAGAGCUGUCAGCAAAUGGAAGCUUCUGAACCCAGUUUUACUCCUUCAGCAGUGAUAAAUGCCCUUCUGGAUUUUCUCUCCUAUCAGAGCCAUGCACUUGAUUCUGAAGAUAUCUGACCCCAACAGCUGGACAUAAUGAGGAUUCCAGGAAGAGAGUUAGCAACAGCUGGGUAGCGGAAGGUAAUGGUUUGCUUGCCUGGAGGACUGUGUUGCUCUGGCAACCCUACAACAGACAAAAAUAUGUUUGCAGCCAUAUGCAGUCUAAACUCACAUAUGAAAGCCAUAAAACCCCAUGGAGCUUCUUCAUACAGUACAGGCAAAUCUAUGCAACUGGAGAAAUGAUAUGGU
Molecule: messenger RNA, 7990 nt
Organism: Zootoca vivipara (common lizard)
Lineage: Eukaryota; Metazoa; Chordata; Lepidosauria; Squamata; Lacertidae
Gene: MTTP
Product: microsomal triglyceride transfer protein
Biological process (GO): cholesterol homeostasis; lipid transport; lipoprotein metabolic process
Cellular component (GO): basolateral plasma membrane; Golgi apparatus; endoplasmic reticulum
Molecular function (GO): lipid binding
Source: RefSeq, a predicted model, not a curated record